Molecule: messenger RNA, 552 nt
Organism: Cooperia oncophora
Lineage: Eukaryota; Metazoa; Nematoda; Chromadorea; Rhabditida; Trichostrongylidae
Source: the annotation of a GenBank genome assembly
AUGUGUCUUCUAGGUAUUUCUUUUCAGCUCAGUCUCCUUCAAUUCCCGUUCGUGCUUACUGUCAGCCGAGCAAGAAAGAUGAGGGUUGCUAUCACGAAGACAUAUGAGGAGCUUAUUAUGCCUCACACUAGACCGCCAAAUUUUUGGGAGAUAUUCUAUGACGUUGACAUUUGGGCUAUUAUACUAGCCAACUCUCUCCAGGAUAUUCCCUUUCUACUAGUCCGUUUAUAUUUGAUGUUACAACACAGCCUCGUCACCUACACAAUGAUCUUCUUCACUUGCAAAAAUGCACUUAUUAUUGCACUUCAGACGUACAGGGCUUUCAUCCUGCUCAACGACCGUUACAUUCGACCGAAACCUCCCGAUUUCGACAUGCUCGAUUCUCAUGCUCACCACACUCGCGACCAUCAACGGAAGCCAACCUCCCAUCGUAAAAAGAGAUCUAAGCGUGAUAAAUCCGAAGAACAUCAACAUCUAUUCAGUCCCCGCCGCGAAAGAAGUCACAAACGAGAGCGUCGCAGAAUGGAUACUUUAGAAGAAACAACAGCGUGA